Pungitius pungitius (ninespine stickleback) is the source of this 2802-nucleotide messenger RNA. RefSeq names its product CASP8 and FADD-like apoptosis regulator. NCBI's taxonomy places the organism in Eukaryota, Metazoa, Chordata, Actinopteri, Perciformes, Gasterosteidae. The transcript is spliced from 10 exons. The coding region runs from base 725 to 2134 and encodes 469 amino acids. The record is from RefSeq and is a predicted model, not a curated record. Gene Ontology annotation, biological process: regulation of apoptotic process; proteolysis. Gene Ontology annotation, molecular function: cysteine-type endopeptidase activity; protein binding.
GGGAAAACGUAGCACGCUCGAGAUGCGUUGCUUCGCUGUUUAAAAAAACGACAAAUUGCUUAUUAUGCGUAUUUUCUCCCCUCCUAUGCACUCAAUGACUAGCAUUUGAUAACAGAUGUGUUUGUGAUUUGGUAUUAAUUUCGUAUUGAUUAUUACUAUCUGAUUAUUUAUAUCGUUUUUUCAGUAAACCAUCUUUCUACAGUUAGAUUAAAAAGUUUUCAAUAAAGUUUGCAGUUUAAAGUAUAUACUUUGAUUUUUACAUUCUCUCUAACGUGUUACAUUCUGUUUCGCAGCAACGCCCCUUUAAGAUUUAGAUCUAUUGUCAAAGCACUGCCGCCUUUUUUGCUUUCACUUUUGAUCUACGCAUUCUUCGCUUGUGCGAUUUUUUAAAACAACUAACAGGAUGACCAAUAAUUGUGAACCUAUUGCUUCAUCAAUGUAUUUUUGGUGAACCGGUGCAAGUUAGUGAAUUUGGGUAAGGGGGUAGUUCUGUUUAAAUGCGUCAGAGGUACUUUCCUGAAGUGGUUUUAGUGCGUCAUGUUUCCUCUGGCUUGAUCUUUAUAUAUCAAAAUUACUCUCUUCUUGAUGUUACUCUGAUGUCGACAGUAUGAGUUUUCAGGCAUUCCAGGUUGACAAAUGAUCAACUGUCGUCCACUGCAACGAGCUGCAUUGCUGUUAAAGAAACUGGAUCAUCAGCCCUUACUCUUCUUUUUACAAGAAGACGAUGGCUCUUCCGGACCAAUGUCAACUUCAAGCCAUUCAUCAAACCGCCGCUGCCCUGGACAGCCGUGAACGCAGCAUGCUCUUCUACCUGUGUGGCGUCACAGACGCGAACAACACGACGCUGUGUGUCGAGGACUUUCUGAGAUCCAGAGUUAUCCGACACGAGAGGGCUCACCUGUUCCUCACAGAGCUGAUGCUGCAGUUGGGACGCUUUGAUAUCUUGAGGGACGUCUAUAAAACCAGCCGGGACGAGGUGGAAAAAUCUCUGGCUCACAGGAGGGUUCUGCCCAGUUUUAGAGUGUUGAUGGCUAACAUAAACGAGGGUAUGGACCAUGAAGAUCUGAACAGUGUGAAAUUCUUGUGGGGCAGCACCUUGUCCCGUGAGAAGAUAGAAAAUGCACAGAGUUUCAUUGAUUUGAUCAUUGAGCUUGAGAAGCUGGACAAAGUUUCACCUGGAAGAGUCGACUUUGUUGAAGAAUGUUUGAUAAAUAUCGGGAGGGUCGACCUUGCCAAAAAAGUGACUGCAUACAAGAUGUCGGCUGUGACAUCUGAAGGGCAUACAUCUCUACAGCAGAGACACAGAGCUCCUUGUCCAUUCCCCACUCCAAAUGGUUCCCCUUGUCUACAGCAAACAUUACGAGAACACCCCAUCCACAAUGCCACAGAAAACAUAUCAGCGCCUGUCUACAGAGAGCAGAGUCAACUGGAGUUCUACAAAUGUAACACUGAUCCCAGAGGAGUUUGUGUUAUCAUAGACUGUGUGGGUAAUGAUGGAGACACGCUGGAACAGACAUUCAAGGCUCUUCACUUCAACGUGCUCCUGCACAGAUGGCUGAGUGGGCCCGAAGCUUUCUCGGUCCUCAGAGGGAUAUUCAGCCAGAGGGAGAACCUCAGAGGCGACUGCUUCGUCUGCUGCAUCAUCAGCCGCGGUACGGCCAACCAUCUCCUGGGUACGGACUCCUACGGCGCAGGUCUGCAUCUGGACGACGUCAGACGUCUUUUCAAUGGAGACGCAUGUCCCGCGCUGGCCGGUAAGCCCAAGGUCUUCCUCAUCCAGAGGUACGACAUCCCUGAGAUCCCGCAGUGUGCUGGGACGCAGCACCGGGACGAGGAUCUGGAGACGGACGGGUGGUGCGGACUGUCGAGGUGUGAUGUGGUCCCGACGGAUGGAGAUGUGUUUUGGAGCCACUGCUGGACGGGUGAACGGCAACUGGAGCGGGGAGACCAUAGCUCUGUUUACCUGAAGGUCCUGAGAGACGCUCUGCACAAAGGUCAAAGGAGGAAAACGCAUCUAUUGGAUGUUCAUACAGAGGUGAAUGGGGCCAUCUUUGAACAUAACAAGAGGAACCCUGGAGCACACUACCACAUCGAGCUGAAACAUACUUUAAGGAAAGAGCUUUACUUACAUUAGUGUAUUCAUCACUAUGAUAUAACGCUUAAUCACCAUCAGCGACAUAUUUACAUAGCAUAUUACUUGCCUGUGAAGGACAUGCAUCUUUUUUUUACUGUGCAUGCAGUGACACCUGCUGGUUGAAGGAACCGUAUACUCGUUUGUUGCUUGUUUUGAUUUAUUUAUUUCAUGUUUGAAAGUUACUUUUUUCAGAGCCUCGCAAUAGAUUAAUGCAAGACAAAAAAGUAAAUAAAUACAAAAGACAAUAACUGUAUACUUUUAUAAUAUGCAAUUGUCAUUUUAUCAAAUGUAAUUGAUUUAUUUUUUUGAAGCAUUAAUCUGAAUUGCCUUUGAAAUACCUCUUCCAGGUCAGCUUAAACGUGUUUGUAGCACCGCUUUUUUAAAAUUAUUAGACUUUUUAGCCUCUGUGAAGAAUUGGUUGAACGAAGUACAUCUUUUGCUCUACUAUUACUGUUAGAUCUGUUGUUACAAUUAAUAUAUUUUGUACUUUUCUAUAUUUUUUUUUGUUAUUCCCUAUAACUACCUUAGGAUUUAUAAUCUGCAUUCGGAGUUUGACUUUGAUCUUUUUUUUGAACAUUUUAUAAUUAAAACCAAUAUUUACGUUGGCUAAAAUGUAAUCAAGUGUGGAAAUAAAUGACUAAUAUGUUUGAGAAGUGUCUGCUUCAUUA